Manihot esculenta (cassava) is the source of this 498-nucleotide messenger RNA. RefSeq lists its product as uncharacterized. NCBI's taxonomy places the organism in Eukaryota, Viridiplantae, Streptophyta, Magnoliopsida, Malpighiales, Euphorbiaceae. The record is from RefSeq and is a predicted model, not a curated record. The transcript has 2 exons. Bases 1 to 498 code for a protein of 165 amino acids.
AUGGAUUUAGCCGAUUGCAAACCUUGCCAGGUUCUAAUGGAAGCUCGAUUGAAAUUAAGCAAGCUAGAUGACAGUCCAUCAAUGGAUUCAACUCUGUACAAGAGUGUAAUAGGCAGCCUAAGAUACUUGGUAAAUGCAAGACUUGACUUGGCAUAUUCAAUUAGUGUUAUUAGCCGUUAUAUGAAAGCACAAACUACAACCCGCAUGGUUAUAGUUAAACAGAUUCUGAGAUAUGUGAAUGGUACAAUCAAUCAUGGAUGCCACUAUACACAUGGAAAGGAUUCAGGUCUGAAACUGACAGGAUACAGUGACAAUAAUCUUUCAGGUGAUGUUGAUGAUAGGAAGAGCACCACGGGUGUGAUUUGUUUCCUUGGGGAUAAUCCAAUCACAUGGCCUGAAGACUUGAUCACGCACUUGAAGCGGGCGAGAAGGCUUGUUCCUGAAAAUUACUCGUUGCGAUCCAAAUCAUCAGAAAUUUGUCCAGUUGUCAGGGUUUAA